Messenger RNA from Triplophysa dalaica, 2177 nucleotides. RefSeq names its product coiled-coil domain containing 78 (gene ccdc78). Bases 343 to 1947 code for a protein of 534 amino acids. The record is from RefSeq and is a predicted model, not a curated record. Gene Ontology annotation, cellular component: cytoplasm. The transcript is spliced from 15 exons. Lineage: Eukaryota; Metazoa; Chordata; Actinopteri; Cypriniformes; Nemacheilidae.
UUACGACCACGUAGCUUUACACGUUUUUCUCGUAUGUGAUGGUUCGAUAAUCGUCGACGUUUGUGUCCCACCGAACUCUGACUCGACUCGAUCGAUAAGUUCUCUGACUGGACCCAUUUCGCGCGGCCGCGACGACCACAGUUUGAGUCACAAAACCGAUAACGGUCGAACAUCUUCAGCUCCACAUUUAUUUCCGAUCUCACGUUGUUCGAGGCUAAACGACAUUAGCGUUUUUAUAAUUCUAAUAACGGUCAUGGGGACUUAGAGACGGUGUCCCAUGGAGACUUGUGUUUAUAGAAACCAAACUGUAAACUGACUCUCUUCACAUUCAAACACCUGCACAUGAUGAUGGACUCCAUGAAUGAAUCUAACUCAAUAAACCAACUGCAGGAGGAAAUUCGCACUUUAACGGAUGAGAACGCACAGCUGCGUGACCGAAAUGAAGCGUUGUUCAGUAAGCUCGGCUCGGUACAAAACAAACUUGGUCAGCAGGCUGCUUCAAAGAGUGAUCUGUCUGUCAAACUGGUCCAGUGUGAAGAAGAAAAGCUAAAGAUCUCAAAAGAUCUGGUUGAUGUGCGGAUUGAAUCCAAUAAAAUGAGAGAGCAGUUUGAAGGGGAGAUAUUUGAGUUUAAAAACAUGGUUUUGUCACUGGAAGGCACGAUCUCAGCUCUUCAGACGGAGCGAGAUCGUGUCGGGCGGGAAGUGUCAGCGACAUCAGCACGUUUAGAAGUGAUGGAGAGAACUGAACGUGACCUGGCAGAAGAACUUGCGGUGUUAAAGAGCAAGUUCCGGUCGUUGAGCACCGCUUAUGAAAGAGAGCAUGCACACUUUGAAGAGCUCAGCGAAGAGCUGCUCUCCCUCGCUCAAAUGCACGACACCCUCCUGCAGGAGAGAGAGAGAACACACAGACACACGCUAGAGGUGGAGAAGGUUCGAGCACUCCUCAGCAGGGCGUCCCAGAACAGAAUCAGACCUGAGGAGUUUGAACAGAACAAUGACCCACUGAUGAGAAACCAGGACGUGCACAACAUCAUGAAAGUCGAGCUAGAAAAGCUUAAGAAAAGUUAUGAAGAGCAACAACGACAACUAGAAGAUAAAGUUGUUGCUUUGGGAAAGGAGCAGCAAGAAAAUAAAAAAGCCAUUCAAUAUACUCGACACAAACUCACCGAGCAGUCUGCUACCUUGAUGAUUUCUCAACACCAGCUGAAGGAAUCAGAGGCAGAGCUCUCUAAAGUACAGAACCAUCUGAAGGCACUCAACCGAGAAUACAGAGCUCGACUCGCACGCUACAUACAGGACGUAACAGAGUGUGUGACCGCAGUAGGUGUUGGGGAUACAGGACACAAGUUGAAGGGGUUUGUUGAGUCAAUGCUGGAGGAGAUGAAAGCAUCAUAUCGCUCCAGAGAGGAACAGCUCACCAGAGCGGUCCGAACAUCUCGUAAACGCAUACUGAGUCUAAACAACACGUAUCAGAGGCUUCUCAUCGCUUACAGGGAGCAACGUGAGCAGAUCUUGGCACUGCCGGUUCACGCUUUAGAUGCCGGACCCCCAGAGGCCCACUUCAGUCCAGCGGGUUCCGAGCUGAGAGGAGAGACAGAGAGAGAAUUACAGAGACUGAGAGAUGACAAAGCUCGACUGGAGAGCCAACUCAGACAGGCUCAAGAACAGUUGGCGGUGUUGUCAGAGUCUCAGAGAUCAGGACUGACCCAAGAGGCCUGGAAUGAUAUUAAAAAACAGCUCACAGAAAUGACAAACACCACACAGGAUGCUCAAGAGCGAGAGCGCGCCCAGCUCAUCACCAGGUCGACUGUUGCCGAGGAGCAGUUGUCUGAGUUGAAGGAGUAUGUGGACAACCACCUGGGCAGGUACAAGCUGGAGAUAACGCUUCUGCGUAGACGUCUGGGAUCAAACAGCGCAGGAGUCUGUAAGCCCCUCCCUCUCCAUUAAUCAAUCAAAAACAGAAGUUAUGAGAUAUAGUGCAAUGUGUUACAUAAGCCCCGCCCCUUUGCAAAUCAAAACGAUAACAUAUUAUAAAAUAUUAUAUUAACAAAUAUAUGAUAAAUCAAUACAAUUUAUCCGAUGAUACCUAAUAAACAGACAAUAUGUUAGAUCAUGUAAAUGUCUUAAGGUUGAUUUUGUUCUUCACUUUGGGGGACAGGUCAUAAAGUCUUUUCUUU